CGCAUGACACACCUUUACUGGUCAUGAUGGUAUGCGGGUGAAGCGUAGUUCAACAGCAAGCAAGAUCGUUGAUGAUGGCUUGUUUGCAAGCAACUUUGGUCGUGUUUAUGAUAUUAUGUGGCAUAGUAUGGUCCGAACAGCGAUAUACAAAAUGCACAGAUCCACUGGGAAUGGAAGAUGGGAGGAUUGAAAAUGGUGCCAUCACAUCUUCGUCCCAGGCUAGUGAUGACAAGGGACCAGAGAAUGCAAGGUUAAAUAGUGUGCAUGAUGCAUGGACGUCCGGCAUCACCGAUUAUAACCAGUAUAUACAGGUGGACCUGCGGCGGCGCCACGAGAUCACGGGCAUUGGCACGCAGGGUCGCGGUGGCAGCGAUGACUACAUCACGGAGUACCACGUGCUCUACAGCGACAACGGUCGCGAUUGGAUGGACUACGUGAACAAGCUUGGUCGCACGAAGACGUUCAAUGCAAACACAGACUCGACGUCGAUGGUGCAGAACACGUUUGAGCAGCCAAUCGUAGCGCGCUACAUCCGCAUCAACCCGGUCCAGUGGCACCAGUACAUCUCAAUGCGCAUGGAGCUGUUCGGCUGCAUCUACUCAUCGCAGACCGUGCAGUUU
Molecule: messenger RNA, 620 nt
Organism: Priapulus caudatus
Lineage: Eukaryota; Metazoa; Priapulida; Priapulimorpha; Priapulimorphida; Priapulidae
Product: neurexin-4-like
Source: RefSeq, a predicted model, not a curated record